Athene cunicularia (burrowing owl) is the source of this 3998-nucleotide messenger RNA. RefSeq names its product adaptor related protein complex 3 subunit beta 2 (gene AP3B2). Lineage: Eukaryota; Metazoa; Chordata; Aves; Strigiformes; Strigidae. The record is from RefSeq and is a predicted model, not a curated record. The transcript is spliced from 28 exons. Gene Ontology annotation, cellular component: membrane coat; AP-3 adaptor complex. The coding region runs from base 237 to 3677 and encodes 1146 amino acids. Gene Ontology annotation, biological process: vesicle-mediated transport; anterograde synaptic vesicle transport; intracellular protein transport.
CCACUCAAAGCACCCAGGGAAGGAGCUCCCUGCAAUGUCCCCAGGCCCCAGCUGCAGGACAGGUAUCACUUGGGAUGUGACACCCUGGAGUGGCCUUGUCCACCGGGAAGGGCGUUCCAAUUGCAGCUGCAACCCAACCCCAACAACAGCAUCAGGUUUCAGCCGGCUGUGCUGGGAGGAGGAGCGGGGCCACAGCCCUGCCACUGUCCCCAGGGCCACCACCCCCAGCCAAAGCCAUGCUGUCCCUGCUGCCGGUGCAGAAGCUGCUGCGGCAGCUACCGGCGGGGCCAGCCGGGCGGCCGAAAAAAACGGCGGGUGGUGACACAGCCGAGGAGGUGACAAGCCCGGUGCUGGCCACUGAGGCUGGACAACCCACCUGCUACAGUGCCCUGCGAGCUGAGGAGCUGCGGCCGCUCGCCACCACCAAGCCCAUGGUGGCCACCGGCACCGGGCCACCACCGCGGCAUGAUGACCUCAAGGAGAUGCUCGAUAGCAACAAGGAUUCGCUGAAGCUGGAGGCUAUGAAGAGGAUCGUGGCGAUGAUCGCCCGGGGUAAAAACGCCUCUGACCUCUUCCCAGCCGUGGUGAAAAAUGUUGCCUGCAAGAACAUCGAGGUGAAGAAGCUGGUGUAUGUCUACCUGGUGCGCUACGCAGAGGAGCAGCAGGACCUAGCCCUGCUCUCCAUCUCCACCUUCCAGCGAGGACUCAAGGACCCCAACCAGCUGAUCCGUGCCAGCGCCCUGCGGGUCCUCUCCAGCAUCCGCGUGCCCAUCAUCGUGCCCAUCAUGAUGUUGGCCAUCAAGGAGGCUGCCUCGGACAUGUCCCCGUAUGUGCGCAAGACAGCCGCUCAUGCCAUCCCCAAGCUGUACAGCCUCGACUCGGACCAGAAGGACCAGCUCAUCGAAGUGAUAGAGAAGCUGCUGGCGGACAAGACCACGCUGGUGGCUGGCAGUGUGGUGAUGGCAUUCGAGGAGGUCUGCCCGGAGCGCAUCGACCUCAUCCACAAGAACUACCGCAAGCUCUGCAACCUGCUCAUUGAUGUGGAGGAGUGGGGGCAGGUGGUCAUCAUCAACAUGCUGACCCGCUACGCACGCACCCAGUUCCUCAGCCCCAACCAGAAUGAGUCCUUACUGGAGGAAAGUGCUGAGAAGGCUUUCUACGGCUCCGAGGAUGAGGACGCCAAGGAUGCCAAGGCAGAGGCAGCCUCACUGGCCAAGCGCAAGCCCUAUGUCAUGGACCCCGACCAUCGCCUGCUCCUGCGCAACACCAAGCCCCUGCUGCAGAGCCGCAAUGCCGCGGUGGUGAUGGCCGUGGCGCAACUUUACUUCCACUUGGCACCCAAGGCGGAGGUUGGUGUCAUUGCCAAGGCGCUGGUGCGGCUCCUGCGGAGUCACAGUGAGGUGCAGUAUGUUGUGCUGCAGAAUGUGGCCACCAUGUCCAUCAAACGGCGGGGGAUGUUUGAGCCCUACCUGAAGAGCUUCUACAUCCGCUCCACAGACCCCACGCAGAUCAAGAUCCUCAAGCUGGAGGUCCUCACCAACCUGGCCAAUGAGACCAACAUCUCCACCAUCCUGCGGGAGUUUCAGACCUACAUCCGCAGCAUGGACAAGGACUUUGUGGCAGCCACCAUCCAAGCCAUUGGGCGCUGUGCCACCAACAUCGGAAAGGUGCGGGACACCUGCCUCAAUGGCCUGGUCCAGCUCCUCUCCAACCGGGACGAGCUGGUAGUGGCCGAAUCCGUGGUGGUCAUCAAAAAGCUGCUGCAGAUGCAGCCGGCCCAGCACAGUGAGAUCAUCAAGCACAUGGCCAAGCUCACCGACAACAUCCAGGUGCCGAUGGCACGGGCCAGCAUCUUGUGGCUCAUCGGUGAGUACUGUGAGCAUGUGCCCAAGAUCGCGCCUGAUGUGCUGCGCAAGAUGGCCAAGUCCUUUACCAACGAGGAGGACAUCGUCAAGUUGCAGGUCAUCAAUCUGGCAGCUAAGCUCUACCUGACCAACUCCAAGCAGAGCAAGCUGCUGACCCAGUACGUCCUCAACUUGGCCAAGUAUGACCAGAAUUACGACAUCCGUGACCGGGCUCGCUUCAUCCGCCAGCUUAUCGUGCCCACUGAGAAGAGCGGGGCCCUCAACAAGUAUGCCAAGAAGCUCUUCCUGGCCCAAAAACCUGCUCCCAUCUUGGAGUCCUCCUUCAAAGAUCGGGACCAUUUCCAGCUGGGCUCCUUGUCCCACCUGCUCAACACCAAGGCUGUGGGCUACCAGGAGCUGCCAGACUGGCCAGAUGAAGCCCCUGACCCCUCUGUGAGGAACGUGGAGGUUCCUGAGUGGACCAAGUGCACCAGCCGGGAGAAGAGGAAGGAGAAGGUGGAGAAACCUUUCUACUCCGACUCGGAGGGCGAGUCAGGGCCCACGGAGUCAGCGGACAGUGAGCCCGAGUCUGUCAGUGAGGAGAGCGGCAGCAGCAGCAGCUCCAGCAGCUCCAGCUCUGGCAGCGAGGAGGAGGAUGAAGAUGAGGAGGAAGGCAGCGGGGAGCAGUCAGAGGACAAGGAGGAGGAAGAGGAGAAGAGGCUGAAGAGGAAGGAGAAGGAAGGCUCCCAGAAGGCAGCCUCAGGGAGCACGGGCAGCCUCAGUGAGGAAGAGGAGGAGGAGGAGGGGGCAAAGAAGGCCAAGAAGAAGAAGGCUCCGCAGGGGAGGAAGGGCCAUGCUGAGACCUCGUCAGAAGAGGCCAGUGCCUCUGAGAGCAGCUCCUCAGGCUCCGACUAUGGGUCUGAGACAGAGGCCAAGCAGAGGAAGGCGCCCACCAGGGCUGGCCCCAAGGAGAUCUCCCUGCUCGACCUGGAUGACUUCACCCCGCCUCCUCCCCAGCCCAUCCCCUCCAGCAGCAUCGUCUCCACCAGCCUGGUGACUGACCUGGAGGGCCUCACGCUCACCGAUACCUCCCUGGCACCCGCCCUGCUGAGCCCAGCGUUUGGUGCGGUGAGGACCUACGAGCUGCUGCACCGCAUGGCGGGUGAGGGGCUCUCGGUCGAGUACUGCUUCAGCCGCCGACCCUUCCCGGGGGACCCCCACAUGGUGGCCGUCCAGAUCCAGAUCUCCAACAACACUGAUGCUGAGGUGAAGAGCCUGCGGGUCAGCGAGCCCAAGCCGCUCUCCGGCAUGCGGAUCCAGGAGUUCCCUGAGAUUGAGCGUCUGGCACCUGGGGACACGGUCAGCGUGGUGAUGGGCAUCGACUUUUGUGACUCCACCCAGGCAGCCAACUUCCAGCUGUGCACCCACACCCGCCACUUCUACGUCUCCAUCCAGCCACCCGUGGGGGAGCUCAUGGCCCCUGUCUUCAUGAGCGAGAACGAGUUCAAGAAGGAGCAGGAGCACCUCGCGCGGCUGGGCGAGGGGAAGCUGAUGGGCAUGAGCGAGAUCACGGAGAAGGUGACACUGCCUGAGAAAUGCCGGAGCGACCACGCCAUCGUCCAGCAAGUGACCUCGGCUGCCAAUGUGGGCCGUGUGCCCUGUGGUGCCGACAACGAGUACAGGUUCGCAGCCAAGACAGUGACAAGCGGGAGCCUGGUGCUCAUCACCCUGGAGCGCCGGGAGGGUGCUGCGGCCCAGCUGAUCGUCAACAGCGAGAAGAUGGUUAUUGGCACCAUGCUGGUGAAGGACAUCGUCCAGGCCCUGGCGCAGUGACAGCUGGGUCCCACCACACCCGCAGACCCGCCCUCACACUCCACUCCCCAAAACGCUCUCUGCCCCGAUUUCUGCUGGGUUAUUCCCUGCCCCAAUCCCCAGACGGGCAGCAGGCAGCGACCCCUGGGCCAGCUUCACCACUGGGAGGAAAGGGCGGGACAGGGUGGAUGGGCUGCAGGGCGACGUCACGCUCAGAGGGGCGCCAGGGGCUCCAGCGCCCUGAGGAACACAGCGUGCCUCCAGCCCUUCGCCACUGUCACCUAGUGUAACCCCUAUUUAUUAUGUCCAGGAUCUCCCAAUAAAGCUCUUCCUGAACCUGCA